UCCAUUCGUGACUGCCUUGUUCGUUACCAUGCGGGUAAUCCUUGUCUUGGUGAGGUUAUUAGCGACAUCGUCGGCAUGUACGUUGUCGAAGCUCUACUAAGCGACUUGGUCAUUGGCUCGCCUCCUCUGCGGGUCUACAUCAAAGUCGUGGAUCUCGUUCAAGCGAUGGGAACAAUUGACGAGGACUCCAGCGAGGGGCCGGCGCCUUUGCCAACGUCUAGGGCCACAGACGCGUUUCUCAUUCCCAGUGUUGCCUUGGCCUUCGCGAAUCAUUUACAGAUCGAGAGCCGGUUAGACAGAUACAAACUCGAUCUGAGGCUUUUCAUCAAACAUCCCGAGUUCCUUGACAGCGCUGGGGAACUCAUGGCACAGGGUGCGCCGCUACAGCCAGACUUUUCAUCGUACCUCUCUUUCCCCGCUUCAAUGAACAACAAGACGGCCUCUUCAUAUAGUAACUUCAUAGCUUUCACUUGUUUUAACGUAUAUGAA
This is a messenger RNA of Colletotrichum phormii, 489 nucleotides long. RefSeq lists its product as uncharacterized. Lineage: Eukaryota; Fungi; Ascomycota; Sordariomycetes; Glomerellales; Glomerellaceae. The transcript has a single exon. The annotation marks the transcript as partial. The record is from RefSeq and is a predicted model, not a curated record.